AUGCUAUGGCAGAAAAUGCGCCUGCAAGGCCUGACCGCCGCCGACAUCGCCGCUGUCAACUCGUCCCUUCAGCAGCUGCUCGCUGCCGUGGAAAAGCUGUCGCAACUGAAAGAGUACAGAACACCGCAAGUGCUGCGAUCGAUGGUCCGCUUCUAUGUGGUGGUUAUCCUCCCGCUGUUCUAUGGUCCCCUGUGGGCGCAGGUUAAGAUGGAGAUGGGCUUCGUCUUUGCCUUGUUCCUCGCCCUCAUGGUAAGGCGAUGCCAUUGCCAAAGUGUCUGGAAGUCAACACAACACCAAAUUUGUACGCAUACAAAGUGA
Messenger RNA from Ostreobium quekettii, 318 nucleotides. The record is from the annotation of a GenBank genome assembly. NCBI's taxonomy places the organism in Eukaryota, Viridiplantae, Chlorophyta, Ulvophyceae, Bryopsidales, Ostreobiaceae.